Molecule: messenger RNA, 2307 nt
Organism: Spizellomyces punctatus DAOM BR117
Lineage: Eukaryota; Fungi; Chytridiomycota; Chytridiomycetes; Spizellomycetales; Spizellomycetaceae
Exons: 5
Coding region: 1-2307 (768 amino acids)
Biological process (GO): regulation of DNA-templated transcription; chromatin remodeling
Cellular component (GO): nucleus; chromatin
Source: RefSeq, a predicted model, not a curated record
AUGGAUCUCCAAACGGCAGGAAGAAACCUGCAAGCAGGCAUUUACGCGGACGACUUAAGCCGCUUGUUUAUGGACAUCCGCCAGAUCUUUAAAAACUGCUAUGAAUACAAUCUCGAAGAAAGCAAUGUGCAUAGGCAAGCGAAGAAGCUGGAAGGUUUCUUCGAAGAGUCUGUGGUACCAGAGGCAUUAGAUAUGCAGAACAGGGCGACGGAGGAGGACAACAUGCAGAGUGCGACAAUUCCUAGCAUUCCAAGUGUAGUGACGGAACCCAAAGCGAGUAGAAUACCUCGGCCGUCGUCACCACCAGCACCGCUUCCGCCAACUCCACCGGCACCGCCUUCCCGCUCAAUAUUACCGGCUCCAGCAAUUCCGAAGCCAGUCUUAUCCUUGAACGAUAUGCGACGAUGCAGGAAAACAUGGAGAAUCUUACAAAGUCACGAGUUGUCUCAUUGGUUUAGAGUACCGGUGGAUCCGGUUGCCUUGAAUAUACCCACGUAUUUUGAAAUAAUAAAGGAGCCCAUGGAUCUUUCGACCAUAAAAAAGAAGCUGGACCAAAAUGCCUAUUCUACACCCGCGGAGUUUCAGGCUGAUGUCCGAUUAAUGCUGGACAACGCAAUCACGUUCAAUCCACCUGACACUCAAGUUCAUAAGGACAGCCAAGCACUUCUCGAUAUUUUCGAAAAGACCUGGCCUGAAAACUCGCAGGCUCCAGACGCACUGCGACCAAUGGCAGACACCAAUGAUUCGAAGUUGGUAGCUUCUGGCAGUAAGGGCGAGUUAUCUGCUACGGAUGCGGCACGGUGCGAACGUGCUCUUGUGCGGAUGGAAAGUGCCACUCAAUCGGCGGGGCCAUUUCUACAACCUGUGUCCAGGGCGCUUUAUCCUGACUACUUUGAAAUAAUCAAAGAGCCGAUGGAUCUGUCCACCGUCCGGAAAAAUCUUCGGAAUAAAAAUUAUAAGACACUUCAGCAAUUUGAAAAUGACGUGCGGCUCAUAUUCACCAAUUGCUUCACGUUCAAUCGGCCCGGGGAACCUGUCUAUAUUCAAGGAAAGGAUCUCGAAGCUAUCUUUGACCGCGAGUGGGGACGAAGUAAAACAGGCUCUGCUGGGUCAGCUCCCAGUAGUGUCGCUAAAGGACGGCCCCAAUCCCCCAAAAUCUCUGUCAAUGUGGUGGACACGUCCACCCGAGUAACAUCCGACUCCCGCCACCAAGAAAACCGAGGUGUUCCACUGAAGUCGACAUCGGACGGAAAGGCAUGCGCGAGAAUUCUCAAGAAACUGCAGCGGCAUCCAAAUGCGCAGGCAUUCCUCCAGCCUGUUGAUCCAGUCGCGCUAAACAUUCCACAGUAUUUUGAUAUUAUCAAGCGGCCAAUGGAUCUCAGUACUAUCCAGAAGAAGCUGGAAAGUGGCGAAUACAAAGCUAGCGAUGAAUUUCGCGAUGAUGUGAACCUUAUGCUCAACAAUUGUUUCAGGUUCAAUCUACCUGGGGACUGGGUGUACGAGCAAGGUAAAGGACUUGAAGCUGCUUUCAAAAAGGACUGGAAGUCUCUGUCACUUCCAGGGGGGAGCCGCGAAAGUAGCCCCUUACAAAUUAAACGGGAGGGACAGAAGCCUCUUUCUCGCAGCUCAUCACCGGGUCCCCAACAGGCCCCAGCACACCCUGGACUGUCCUCCUCAGAAGAACAACUCAUCCAAAAGAUGCUGAAAAUGCUCCGUGAGCAUAGCAGUGCCGUAAUUUUUUUGGAACCUGUGGAUUCGAAUGUCUUGCCCGACUAUGACACCAAGAUUAAAACGCCGAUCGACUUGCAGACGAUGCAAACAAAGCUGGAUCAGCACGUGUACAAUAACACUUCUGAAUUUGAGGCCGAUAUGGCGCAACUGUUCGCCAACUGCUAUCUUUAUAAUGCGAAAACCAGUUACGGACACAAUUGCGGGGUGGCAUUGGAGAGGUUUUUCAAAAAGGAAUGGAAAACUUUGAUGGAAAAGCAAAUAUCCGCUGGGGACGCAGCAGGUGAUCAAGGCAGCAAAAAGCGCAAGAGAGAAAAGGAUGACGGGGGUCAGGUUAAGGACAAAAAGCAGAAAGCCAAUCCGGCCGUGGAGGAACGAAUACUUUCGGGAUCAUCAGCAACACCACAGACUCAGGAACGUGCGGGCGGGCCCGGAGCUGUAAAGCGCAAGAAGGCAGCCAACGAAUCCUCCGAGCGCAAGAAGACGAAGUCCCAACCUGCCGCUGAAAUCACGCCUUCGGCGGAAAACGCCGGAGCGCCUCCGAAGGGUCUAAAAUUGAAGCUGAAAGUCAAAAAAUAG